Branchiostoma belcheri (Belcher's lancelet) is the source of this 1707-nucleotide messenger RNA. RefSeq names its product cytochrome P450 3A8-like. The coding region runs from base 63 to 1607 and encodes 514 amino acids. The record is from RefSeq and is a predicted model, not a curated record. Gene Ontology annotation, molecular function: steroid hydroxylase activity; heme binding; iron ion binding. Lineage: Eukaryota; Metazoa; Chordata; Leptocardii; Amphioxiformes; Branchiostomatidae. The transcript has 14 exons.
GGCCCUUCAAACAGUAGUUGAAUUGGACACCCGAGUGUGGGCCAGGCUGGGGUAACGUCAACAUGGUUUGGAACUACCUUCUCCACAUCUUCCUGUCGCCAACAUUCGUGCUGGUGGUACUGUUCUUCAUCCUUUUCUAUGUGUAUGCCACAUGGCCGUACAAGACAUUCCAAAAGCUGGGAAUCCCUGGCCCGCCCCCGUUACCACUCAUAGGCAACCUGAUAGACUACAAGAAGGGCCUCAGCAACAUUGAUCUUGAGUGGAUGAAGAAAUACGGCAAGUACUGGGGGGUGUAUGAGGGACAACUGCCUGUGCUCAUCGUCGCAGACACCAAACUCAUCAAACAGAUCAACGUCAAGGAGUUCCCCAAUUUCGCCAACCGCAGACUGAUGCCGGGGAACGGACCAGUGAUGAAGUACAGUCUGACGGUUCUACAGGACGCCGAGUGGAAACGAGUCCGCAGCUACAUGAGCCCCUUCAACAGUGCCUACAGUCUCAAACAGCUGUGCUAUCUGAUAGAGCAGACCUCUGAUAACCUGGUUGCCGCCAUGACACGAUACUACGAUGCAGGGCAGUAUGUUGAUGUCAAGGAGAUUUUCGGAUGCUACACCAUGGAUGUCAUUUCCAGCACGGGAUUCGGAACCGACGUUAACUCCCUCAGCGACCCAGACAGCAUCUUCAUCAAAAACGUUAAAAAGUUCUAUGCAAUCGGAGCCCUGAGUCCCUUCACUCUGCUGACUUUUGGUUUUCCGUGGUUUGCCUUCUUUCUGGACCGCCGAAACUGGUUCUUCAACAUCGUGCCGCCGCCUGUCUUCAACUUUUUUGCCGACGCCAUCAGGAGGGUGAUUUCUAUCAGGGAGUCCAAUCCAGCUGAAUCGGACAAACGAGUUGACGUGAUGCAGCUGCUGCUGAAAUCCCACAACACGUCCUUGGAUGACCCCGAGCACAAAGGGACUAUCAAACACGGGCUCUCCUACAAUGAGAUUUUGGCCAACGGCUUUAUUUUCUGGAUUGGCGGAUACGACACCACCGCGACCACCAUAUCCUUCCUGGCGUACAACCUGGCUCUCAACCCGGACAUCCAGGAGAGGGUCAUUGCCGAGAUCGACGGAAUCAUGAGGGGCAAGGAACGCAUGGACUACGAUGCUGCCCACGAGAUGAAGUACUUGAAGAUGUGUGUGGAUGAGACCCUGCGCAUGUAUCCGCCCUCCCAGCGAUUUGACCGUGAGGCCAAGGAGGACAUCGAUCUUGAUGGAGUGAAGAAUCCCAAGGGCAUGUGUGUCCAGUUCUCCUCUUUCGCCAUCCACUAUGACCCUGACAACUGGCCAGACCCGGAGAAGUUCGAUCCUGAGAGGUUCACACCUGAAGCGAAGAAGAACCGUGACCCGUACGCGUACGUGGCCUGGGGAGUCGGCCCGCGCAGCUGCGUCAUGAAGCGCCUGGGCAUGCUGGAGGUCAAGUUUGCCAUCGCCAAGAUCCUGAUGAAAUACCGCCUCAGGCCAUGUGAGAAGACUCAGAUCCCCAUCCGUGUGAAGGUGAGUAACCUGACCCAGCCUGACCACGGCAUGUUCUUGAAACUGGAGGCCAGGACGGACAUAGCCACUUAGGUCUUCUGCCAACGUCUCAAGUGUUGAACUCUAUGAAAUAAGGACCAAACUAUAUGUUAUGAAGCAAGUUUAAACUGUAAUUGCCAACACAACAAAUUGA